This is a messenger RNA of Pseudogymnoascus verrucosus, 1470 nucleotides long. RefSeq lists its product as uncharacterized. The coding region runs from base 106 to 1335 and encodes 409 amino acids. NCBI's taxonomy places the organism in Eukaryota, Fungi, Ascomycota, Leotiomycetes, Thelebolales, Thelebolaceae. The record is from RefSeq and is a predicted model, not a curated record. The transcript has 2 exons.
AUUGCUAUUGCUAUUGCUACGAGGCUCUGCGAUAAGGCAAGUUUGACUCUUCUUGCAAACGGCGCACACUGGAUGAGAAACUCCUAAGAACACAUUUGCUCAGAUAUGGCACCAGCACUAGUGAUAGAGGAUUAUUACAUGGUCCUUGAAGUGGAGCAAACGGCUUCGCUCGAGCUAGUCAUCAAAUCAUACAAACGACUAGCACUCAAGCUCCACCCAGAUCGGAAUACCAAGCACGAUGCUACUAAGGCCUUUCAACUGCUCGGAGAGGCCUUCGAGACAUUAAAAGAUGAAAACAAACGCCGGGAGUACGACUUAAAGUACCCCACCAUAAGACGAAGUGGACCCUCUUCUCAAACUACACAAACACCUGCUUCGACCCCGCGGACAGGAGCACUUAGUGAAGACGAACAAAUCGCCGCACUUCUAAAGUCGAAGCAAGAACGUAGUGCACGAUGGCGGACCGAGAAAAAUGUCUUCGACUCCUCGAUCUUUGAGUUACGCAGAGAGGUUCGCCGGUUGGAGCAAGAAAUCAAAAAUUUGGAUAGUAUUGUAGCUGCUGAGGCAGCGGCAGAGGCACGGAAGAAUAGCUGGGGAACGUGGUUAUUAUCACCAAUAUACAGGAAGGCAGAAGACACUGAGGAUGAGAAAGAACGCAAGGGUAUUGAGAGACAGGAGAGGAAACUUGAGAAAGAUUGGAAAGAGAGGGUACUAGGGGUAAGGAAGGCAGAAUUGAAGAAAGAGGAAAGCCAGUUACGAAAUGCGAAAGAGAAGGUGGAUGCUGCGGAUCUAGCCGAUAAUAGGGGGAUACAAGCGACUCAAUAUAGAAUAUGGCAUAGAGAACAGAUGGAGAGGCAAGAGCUUGCCAGGAUCGAGAGAGAGAGAGCAGCAAUGAUUCGGAAACAACAGCAGGAGGAGUGGGAGAGAAAGACGCGGGAAGCAGAUGAGGCGUGGAGAAAACGACAGGCAGCAGAGCAGAAACGACAAGAUGAACAGACUAGGAUGUGGCAGAAGACUGCCGAUGAUGAAGCUAAAGAAUUCCGGGAACGAUAUGCAAAUGUCAAUCUCCCUAGCUACUCUUUUGCAACAGAGGGAAGCACUUACGGGGCUUCUACAUCAACCUGCCUCCACGACGGCUGGUGGCCAAAAAUACAAGGACGUACGGCGUGCCCGAAGUGCUAUGUGAGUUGGAGUUAUCUACUCCAGUGCCCGGGCUGUACGAUGCAGGCGUGCCCGAAAUGUCAAGCGUCGAUACGGCCGAGGAUACAACGUAAUGCGAAUCGAAGAGCCCCUUUAAGGGCUUCGAGCCCGGAUUAUUUUUAUAAUGACUGGUAAGUUGGGGUCGUGAAAGGAAAUCUAAUGAUAAAAUUGGUUGGUUUGGGUUUCGGCAUCAUUUAGGGGAACAUGCUCUUAUAUAUUAGAAUUUACAAUUCUAAGUUAGUGUCAUCGAAAUAAAACAUCUAAUUUGUC